This is a messenger RNA of Symsagittifera roscoffensis, 2570 nucleotides long. RefSeq names its product anaphase-promoting complex subunit 5-like. The coding region runs from base 57 to 2459 and encodes 800 amino acids. Gene Ontology annotation, cellular component: anaphase-promoting complex. The transcript is spliced from 2 exons. Lineage: Eukaryota; Metazoa; Xenacoelomorpha; Acoela; Convolutidae. Gene Ontology annotation, biological process: anaphase-promoting complex-dependent catabolic process; positive regulation of mitotic metaphase/anaphase transition; protein K11-linked ubiquitination. The record is from RefSeq and is a predicted model, not a curated record.
ACUGCGAGGAAACUUGAUAUGAUUGAAAACAAACAGCUUGUCUUCAGAUAGAUUAGAUGGAGUCGCCUGUGAUUUUGAACUCCAGAAUAGCUGCAGUGGACACGUUCACAAAUGACAAACUAUCUUUAUCUUCUAUCACUCCAUUCAGAGUUGCCUUAAUUGACAUUUUGUAUCAGUACUUACAGACCCAGAAAUCAGUCGAUGUUCCUUAUCUGGGUCUGAAAUGGGAGCAGCGUGUCACUUUGUGCCUGAAGUUUCUUCAUUGGAUCAUAGGUCCCGAUAUCACAUAUGACCAGUUAAAAUUGGAGUUGAAUGAAAUCAAAGAUGAAUUUGGAACUUACAUUUUUAUGGGAAUUGGAGAGCGCUAUAAUGACUCUGAGUGCUUAGUCAAUCUUUUCAAAAAUGUCGACAAAAUGUUAAGUGGUGAGAAAUCAAGCAGGAGUUCAAAUAUUGAUGGUCAAAGUCCAGUUGGUCUUUUCUUGCGACGACACUCGUUGAUGUUCAAAAACUUGACUUUCAUGCAGGUUUCGAAACUGUGGAAGUGUUUUGAGAAAUACUCGACACAAGAUACUGAAGUACAAAUCAAAGUUGAGGAUUCUUUUGAUGACAUUCUGGUCAACAAUGCGGUCGAUAUUUCCAAUUUGAGCAUCCAAGAUCGAACUAAUAAGAAUGAUGUUAAAGAUGAAAUGGAAUUAGGGCCAAGUAAUUUCAAUAGCAAGUUCCUAUUCUCAAAAAAACAAUCCGAGUUUUUCAUAUCGAAACAGAUUUCGCUGUUGCUUCAAAAAGACAAUUCAGCAAUGCAAUCGAAAGACCUUCAGAAAGUUAUAAAUCACUUGUUAACUAAUAAUUCACAGCAAAGUGAAGUUUUGUACCUGCAGUAUCUUAACUCUUUACGUGCAAGAGACUAUACUGUAUGUUUGAACUCUCUGAUUCAAUAUUUUGACUCGAAAUCAAAUGCAAUCGGCCAGAAUGUUAAUAAUUUCGCCACUCAAUCAAACGACGAAAUAGCGAAAAGUUUUCGAUUUGCAGCUUUGAAUUUGGCGAUUUUUCACGUUGAAUUGGGUCAUUGGGAGAUAGGCGAAGCGGCGAUUAAAGAAGCGGUCCGAAUGGCACUAGAGGCCAAUGACAUGGUAUGUCUGCAACAUUCUCUAAUGUGGAUGGAAAUUAUAAAAGACGAACUGUCUGAGAAGUUAGAGUCGAAUUCAUUUUGCUCCUCGCUCAAAAAUCACAUUUCAAGUGUCUCGAGCGUGAGCGAAAACGCGGAUAUGACAUUUCGAUCUUGGGUUCAGAAAAUGUUGCAGAAUGGAGGAACGCCCAUUAAGUUGAUUAGGUAUAUAGAUUCUAAUGCAAGCGCCUACGUUGAAUCUGUAUUGGGCGAAAGUGCAACACCAGCUACCUGUAAUACGAAUACAUUGACAGGAACGUCCCUGGCAACCCAAUAUGUAUUGCAGGCACGUGCAUGGAAAACGUAUGGAUUCUCCUACAUGGCUUCUCUGUAUUUCCAAUUGGCUCUUUUCAGCAGCCAAUCAUAUUCGAGCUCAAUCUCUGCGCCAAUCAAAUCGCAGCCCGAAUCCGCAUGUAUCGCCAUUACAGAAAUGGCGGGAAUCUUGAGAGAUUUCGGAUCAUCGGCGAAAUAUAAAAAACUGAUUGACUUUAUUUCUAAAGAAUGUGUGUAUGACCUAAGCAGCUCAAAACACUGGAGAGCUGUCAGUGCUGAAGUUUCGUGCAAAGAUGCCGUUUUGAGAAAUGAUUCGAAAUUACUGAAAGUCAGCUCAGCUGAGCUCAAAAUGUAUGCACCUCGUUUAUCUGAUGUGUACUAUGCGAAGUACAAGUAUGCAUUGAGAAAUUCGACCCAAUCAGUUAAGUUGCUGUCUAGCGUUUUGAGCUCGAACGCUUAUGCCGAUGUUAAAAUUUUAGCUCAUUGUUCCUUGGCCGAUAUUUAUUUCGGCUGCAAAGAGUUCUCACGUGCAAUAAAUUUCCAUCUUUUACCAGCUUUAGAAAUGAGUAAUUCUUUAUUUCUGAGAAAAACUGCAGCUGAAAUUGAGGCUAGAAUCGCUGUUUGCCAUUUCAUGUUAGGUGAUUCCGAUUUGUGUUUGAAAACCAUGGAAAAGUUAACGAAGUCUGUUUUAACUGAAAGUGAUUUUUCGACCAGAAUUCAAACGAUGUGUUGGUUUUGUAAAUGUUUAAUGCGAGAUUUCAACAGCAGAAAAGCAGGUUUAGACGGAAAAAAAUUGAAAUCAAAUUUAGAGUUCAUCGGAAGAAUAAUUCGUGCGAUAGAAUACGAGUUCGGAUCUGAAAAUAAGGCGGAGACUGUUUUUUUGAGGAAAGAGGUGAUUACAUUGAAGACAUUUUUGUGUCAGCUCAUGGGAAGAAAACAGGAAAGUUUUGACCUCGCGAAACAGUUCAAUUCACUCCACGAAGAGUGUAAAUCCGACUGGCCUAAAUUUAUUCUGUCCUGAAAUAUAUAUAAUUUAAAAAAAAAACUAAUUUGAAAUAGAUUGAUUGACUUCUGAAUUUUAAAUUAUUGUUAUUCAUGAAUCAAAGAUGUGAAUUGGCAGUAAAAGCUGAAA